AUGGUAAGCGGACCACGAAAACAUCUGAAGAGACUAAAUGCACCAAAGUCAUGGAUACUUGACAAACUAGGAGGAACCUUUGCCCCUAGACCACGAUGUGGACCACACAAAUUGAGAGAGUCUCUGCCCCUCUGCUUGAUCGUACGAAGAAAGCUCAGCUUUGCCCAGAACAACAAAGAAGUGAGCCACAUUCUGCAGAACAGACUCGUGAAAGUAGACGGAAAAGUAAGAAGAGACCAGAAGUACCCAGCAGGCGUGAUGGACGUAAUCAGCUUCCCAAAGAUACACGAGAACUACAGAUUAUUAUACAACGUGAACAAGAAGUUCUGCCUGCAGCCCAUCACAGAGGAGGAAGCCAAGUUCAAGAUAUGCAAAGUGCUGACCAAGAGGCUGGAAGGAAAGAGCAUCCUGACCCUCCACACUAACGACGGAAGAACAAUCAAGUACGCAGACCCAAGCAUAAAGAUAGGAGACAGCAUCAAGCUCAACCUUGAGACCCAGGAGAUGGAGGAGUUCUACCACCUGGAGGUUGGAAAGACUGCAUACACCUUCAGAGGAAAGAACUUGGGAUGUGUUGGAAUCAUCAGAGAAAUAAAGACACACAUGGGAGGAUUCUCCAUGUCCAUCCUCGAAGACUUGAACGGCAGAACAUUCAUCACAAGAACAGACAACCUCAUCGUGAUUGGAGAGGCUGGCGAGUCAAUGAUCAGCCUGCCAAAGGAGAGAGGUAUCAGAACCACCGCCAUGAUGGUAAGUAACAUGGUCUACGGAGAGAUAAAGGAAGGCGACGAAGAAGCCGGCAUGUCCGAAGAAGAAGAAAGCGAUGAAGAGUAA
Messenger RNA from Nematocida minor, 834 nucleotides. RefSeq names its product small subunit ribosomal protein S4e. Gene Ontology annotation, biological process: translation. The record is from RefSeq and is a predicted model, not a curated record. The transcript has a single exon. The coding region runs from base 1 to 834 and encodes 277 amino acids. NCBI's taxonomy places the organism in Eukaryota, Fungi, Microsporidia. Gene Ontology annotation, cellular component: cytosolic small ribosomal subunit; ribosome. Gene Ontology annotation, molecular function: RNA binding; structural constituent of ribosome.